GCGCUGGCAGUUGGGGGCGCGCGACGGCUGGCGUGGGGGAGGGGGUUGUUGUGCGCGAGCCGCCGAUGCCUCCGCCGUGAGAUGGCAUCAUUCUGUGCGGCGGAGGGGUGAGGCGCCUCGGCGGAGAGGGGGCAGCGGUGGCGGCUUUCGGGCCACGGCUAAAGCUGUAGCUUCUGACAUGGCCACAGCCUCACCAAGAUCUGAUACCAGUAGCAACCAUAAUGGAAGAUUACAGAUGCAAGUAACUGUUUCUAGUGCCAAACUGAAAAGGAAAAAGAACUGGUUUGGAACAGCCAUUUAUACAGAAUUAGUUGCAGAUGGAGAAAUCAAGAAAACAGCAAAAUCAAAUAGUUCUUCAAAUCCAAAAUGGGAUGAACAGUUGACUGUGAAUGUGACUCCACAGACUACGUUGGAAUUUCGAGUGUGGAGCCAUCACACUUUAAAAGCUGAUGCUUUACUAGGAAGAGCCACUGUAGACUUGAGACAAGCUUUGGAAAUGCACAAUAGAAAAUCAUGGGGCACGGGUCAGUUGCUGGAGGAUUGUCUGCUCCUUGAAGUCUUGAAACCACGAUUUGAGGACUUCAGUAACACAGACAUAGUGGAGGGGGUGAAAGAACAAUUGAAACUCUCCUUAGAAAACAAGAGUGGCAUGGUGCAAACAGGUGAACUGACAGUUGUGCUCGAUGGUCUGGUUGUUGAACAAGAAUCUCUUACAAACUGCAGUUCACCAGCAGCCAUAGAAGUCCAGCAAAAUGGUGAUGCUGUACACGAAAACAGAGAAAUUUUGGCAAGAACUACAUCGAGAUCUACCUGUGACAUGUCUAAUGGAAUAGACAAUCAAGCUCCUUCAAACUCUGUAAUACAGAAUGCAUUCUGUAUACAUGCUGUUAAUGGAGACAGCACUUCAUCUCCUUCUCAUGUUGCAGCCAGUCCCAAAAAUACACCAGUACCAAAACCACUUUCAACCCAGCCUGCCAACAACAGUGUUAAUGGUGAGUCAUCGUCAACUGCACCGGAAGCUGAUAAUUCUGCCUCUGAGGCUUUUAUGGGUUCUGUAGAAACCCCCAUGUCUACAGAUUGCACUAACACAAUUACAGAACCUCUAUCAACAACGGAAACAGUUAGUUAUUCUGAAAACAGCACGUCUUCUACAGUCCCCAUUGUGUCUGCUGGACUUGAAGCUGUAACUACCACAGACCCUGCAUCCUCUAAUACCAGAAGCAGCACCACUGCAGAAGCAGCAAAACCAAGGGAAUCUUCAAGUGCAUCUGGGGAACCUGUGAGACAGCAGCCUGGUAGUACCAGUACAGAACCUUUGCCACCAGGAUGGGAACAGAGAAAGGAUCCUCAUGGUAGAACCUAUUAUGUUGAUCACAACACACGAACUACGACAUGGGAAAGACCACAGCCUUUACCGCCAGGCUGGGAAAGAAGGGUUGAUGAUCGUGGAAGAGUUUACUAUGUGGAUCAUAACACGAGAACAACAACAUGGCAGCGACCAACCAUGGAAUCGGUCAGGAACUUUGAGCAGUGGCAGUCUCAACGUAACCAACUACAGGGAGCUAUGCAACAAUUUAACCAACGAUACCUCUAUUCGGCUUCUAUGUUGUCAGCAGAAAAUGAUCCACUUGGGCCUUUACCACCAGGCUGGGAAAGGAGAGUGGAUUCAAAUGAUAGGGUGUACUUUGUGAAUCACAACACCAAGACAACACAGUGGGAAGACCCCCGAACUCAAGGUUUACAAAAUGAGGACCCACUUCCUGAGGGCUGGGAAAUCAGAUACACUAGAGAAGGUGUCAGAUAUUUUGUUGAUCAUAACACAAGGACAACAACCUUCAAUGAUCCUCGUACUGGAAAAUCCUCUGUAAAUAAAGGCCCACAAAUUGCUUAUGAACGUAGCUUUAGAUGGAAACUUGCUCAUUUCCGUUACUUGUGUCAGUCAAAUGCAUUGCCGAGCCAUGUAAAGAUUAAUGUAUCCAGACAGACACUGUUUGAGGAUUCCUUCCAACAAAUCAUGGCUUUAAAACCCUAUGACUUAAGGAGGCGAUUAUAUGUUAUAUUCAGAGGUGAAGAAGGAUUGGAUUAUGGUGGUUUGGCAAGAGAAUGGUUUUUCUUGCUUUCCCAUGAAGUUCUAAACCCUAUGUACUGUCUAUUUGAGUAUGCUGGCAAGAGCAACUACUGUCUGCAGAUAAAUCCAGCAUCAACAAUUAAUCCAGAUCAUCUUUCAUAUUUCUGUUUCAUUGGGCGCUUUAUUGCUAUGGCAUUGUUUCAUGGCAAAUUUAUUGACACGGGUUUUUCUCUGCCAUUCUACAAGCGCAUGCUAAGUAAGAAACUUACUAUUAAAGAUUUGGAAUCUAUUGAUACUGAAUUUUAUAAUUCCCUAAUUUGGAUAAGGGACAACAACAUUGAAGAGUGUAAUUUAGAAAUGUACUUUUGUGUUGACAUGGAAAUUUUGGGAAAAGUUACUUCUCAUGAACUGAAAUCAGGAGGCUCAAAUAUCUUGGUAACUGAGGACAACAAAGAAGAAUACAUUGGCCUAAUGGCAGAAUGGCGUUUUUCUCGGGGAGUAAGAGAACAAACCAAAGCUUUCCUUGAUGGUUUUAAUGAAGUUGUUCCCCUUCAGUGGCUACAGUAUUUUGAUGAAAAGGAGUUGGAGGUUAUGCUCUGUGGCAUGCAAGAGGUUGAUUUAGCAGAUUGGCAAAGGAACACCGUUUAUCGUCAUUAUACAAGAAAUAGCAAGCAGAUCAUAUGGUUCUGGCAGUUUGUAAAAGACACAGACAAUGAGGUUCGUAUGCGACUGCUGCAAUUUGUCACUGGUACUUGUCGGUUACCACUGGGAGGUUUUGCUGAGCUCAUGGGAAGUAACGGUCCUCAGAAAUUCUGCAUUGAAAAAGUUGGCAAGGAAACCUGGUUACCGAGAAGUCAUACUUGUUUUAAUCGUUUGGAUCUGCCUCCAUAUAAAAGCUAUGAACAGCUAAAAGAGAAGCUGCUCUUCGCAAUUGAAGAAACGGAGGGAUUUGGUCAAGAGUAGAAGUGGCUUCUUGUCAAGAGGAUAUAUUGCAUUAUUAAAAUGCCCAGCCAACUAAAAUUGCACACUUAGUUGUAUAUAAGCUGUUUGUUCUGUACAGUCAUGUUUCUGGAACUCUAAAGUAUAAAUGUUCUCCGUUCUUCCACAGAGAUAUGCAAAACAGUUCAGCCGUGUCUAGUUUAUUUAUUGCCCCUUCAAAAGACUGACCAGGAAAAAACAAACAAAACCAUAAAUUUUGAAAGCAGACAAAUGACUUUAUUUAAAAAUAUAUUAAAUAUAUAUAUAUAUAUAUAUAUAUAUAAAAUAUAUAUAUACACACACACACUCACUCUCUCUCUCUAGUGGGCUCUAGUUUUAUAGAGCUAUAAGUGUAUGAAACAUAGCAGUCAUUCAAAAGGACCUUGGAAUUUGCUUUAUCUUGGCUUUAUUAUAGAGAAAAAUGUACAAAUUGCUCUGUCUUCUCACUUUAUGCAACAUCUCCAAGAUUGUUUUAUUGCAUGGCUGUUCUAAAAGGUGUUAAAAGCUUAGGCCAAAUGUAUCCUAAGUAUGUAGAAAAAUGCUGCUGGCUUUUUGAGAUGACAGAAUGCCAAAUUCUGUCUGUUCAGGUUUUUGUUUUGUUUUUUAAAUACUUACAAUAGCUGAUAUCCUCACUACUACAUUGAUGUAGCCAAGGUCAUGAAUAAUGCCUUGAUUACUUGCACAAGAGUCAUGUACGGUAAGAUGAAUGUGAUUAAUGUUAAAACAGUUGGUGCCACUAUUCUGACUUAUUGUAGGAACUGAACAGAAUAUUUUAAUUCAUGAGCAGCAUUGAAAUUUGUUUACAUAAUAUCUUGGAUUAUUACCAAGAGAAUGUUGGGUAAUCUUUAAAGAAUAAAAGAGAAACUCUAACACAUUCUCUCUUGGUCUGGUGUCUUACAGUUUUGUUUUGUUUUAAUCUGUGUAUUUUAAAAUUUCAUAAGGUAAACUAAUGUAAUUUGAGAUUUAAGAAUACAUGAAAGGUAAUGUGAAUUUUUGCUGCUUUUAUGUUCAUGUUCAGUUUUAGUUAUGGAUCUAGAGAACCCAAAUGGAAUGACAGUUACAUAAGCUUUGCACAUUAAACUAAUAAUUUUCUAUUAGUAUUAAAUAUUUUCAUCCCCUUUAAGUUCAUGUAAAAAUUCAUGUGUACAUGAAUUAAAUAAGUAUACCUAGAUCUUGUCAUUCUUUUUCAUAGGCAACGUUUUGGAUUUUUUUGUUCUAAAUGCACAAUAAUAUAAAAUUAUUUUUAUUUUUUUUCCAGUAUUGAGGGCAUUUUCUGAACUGCAAAGAUGUAACAAAUUAUAAAAUCUUAUUGAUGUGAAUUAUAUUAAAUGCUACUUUUAGCAAACUGUGCUUCCUUAUUAUAGAGUAAGAACAUUUUAAAAAUUACCAUUUGUAUCAUGCUUUCAAUAUUCACUGUAAAUUCCAUUAAAUUUAACUUAUACAAAAUUUUGUACACACAUAAAACCGAUUUCUUAAAAUGUGAUUUAAACAUUUCUGUAACAUAUCUAUCGUAUUGCACUGGUAAAAGCAUAAAUGCAGAAAAAUAUUGCUAUAUCUGUUCUUGUAUGUUAUCAAUAUAGCAAUUGAAUUCUACCAAAAUUUUAUUUUUCUAUAUAUUGGAUUGUGUUAUGCUUUGUUAUUCAAAAUGCACAAUUUACUGGGGAGCUGUUAACUUGUAAAUGGCUUUGAUAAAAGCUGUGAUCUGAUUGGCUCAAUGUA
Messenger RNA from Caretta caretta (loggerhead turtle), 4765 nucleotides. It is a transcript of the gene WWP1, whose product is annotated as WW domain containing E3 ubiquitin protein ligase 1. Gene Ontology annotation, cellular component: cytoplasm. The record is from RefSeq and is a predicted model, not a curated record. Gene Ontology annotation, molecular function: protein binding; ubiquitin protein ligase activity. NCBI's taxonomy places the organism in Eukaryota, Metazoa, Chordata, Testudines, Cheloniidae. Gene Ontology annotation, biological process: protein ubiquitination; proteasome-mediated ubiquitin-dependent protein catabolic process.